GGGAUAGAACAUUACGAUUAUUCUCCCUACGUUACAAUUGGCAGCAGAGAACGCAUUCUGCGAAAAAUGAGGACAAUAAAAAACUGACUUCUAUGCAGGGUUUUCGUUUUUAUACGACAAUACUUUUAUUACUGACUCAUACGAAGCUGUAUUACUCGUUAUCGUAUUAUAAAAACCCAGCUUCAAUCGAAAAGAUGCUGGCAACUCCUUUGUUUAUAACAUCUAGCCAUUUGGAAACUUUUCUGGUUCUCAUAUUUUUCGUGAUAUCUUCCUGGCUGCUGACCAACCAAAUAUGUAAUAUUCGGGAAGCACAUGGCAAAUUCACUUUAAAACAAGUUUUCCUGAUAAUAAUCAACAGAUAUUUCAGGCUCGUUUCAACAGUGAUUGUACUCAUUACAUUACUGAAUACGUCGUGGUUUCAUUAUUUUGUUGGUCCUAAUAAUUUCGAUAUCAUGAAUUUUCACUUACUUGGAUGCAAAAAAAAUUGGCAUGCAACUAUUUUGUUUUUCAACAACAUUUAUGACAUCAAAGAUAUGUGUGUUGGUACGACAUGGUACUUAUCGGCAGACUUUCAAAUGUACGUUGCUCAUGUGAUGGUUUUAUAUAUCUCAUUUAAGUAUAACUUCAAUUUGAAAAAAGUGUUUUUAUCACUUUUAUUUAUAUAUUAUACAGUGUACGGUUUGAUGAUAUACAUCAAUGAUACAGAUUUAAUAUUCAAGACAUUCAUCAGGAAUUUUGAAUAUGGUAAACUUCUCGUCUCACACCAUUUCAAUGUUCUUUACUUAUCCACGUAUUCCAUUUGGUUGAGCAGCUGGGUCGGAAUGAUUCUAGGAUCAUGUUAUUUCAAGAUUUGCAGAAAAGGUCUCUCACCAAACAAUGUGGCGAUCAAAUUUUCCAUUCCACUAUUUUUUAUUCUGCCUCUGAUGGCUAUUGGACUUACGUUAUUGACUUUUAGAGGGAUAACAUCUGCUAUUUUGGGACCUCUUGUGAAAUUAUUUUUUGCAUCAGGAAUUGGAAUGGGUAUUCUAGGAAUGUCUCAAAAUCUUGGAGGUAUGAUAAAGAAAAUAUUUGAGUGGAAACCUGCUGUUAUGCUGAGUAACUUCACUUUCUGCAUCUACUUAUGUCAAAUAUCAAUUUGUUUCAUGAAACCUUCAAAUUCACUAGUCGAAUUUGGAAUAUGGCCACUUGCUGUAGAAUUCUUCAAAAAUGUACUAUACAGCAUAUCCAUUGGUAUCCUAUUCACCCUAACCGUGGAAGAACCUUUGAUGAGAAUACAGAAAAUUGUAUUGCCUCAGGUCAGCAAAUCUGCUGUGAAAAACAAGAAGAAAAGUAAUUGAUGAUCCUAAACGUAGUCAAACUGAUGAAGUUUUGUGAAAAUAUAACAAAAUCAAUUAAUUAGGUAUUCUGUAUCACAUUUCAUUAAAACGAGUAAUAUAAAAUGAUUUCGCUACA
This is a messenger RNA of Leptinotarsa decemlineata (Colorado potato beetle), 1452 nucleotides long. RefSeq names its product O-acyltransferase like protein. Lineage: Eukaryota; Metazoa; Arthropoda; Insecta; Coleoptera; Chrysomelidae. The record is from RefSeq and is a predicted model, not a curated record. Gene Ontology annotation, molecular function: acyltransferase activity, transferring groups other than amino-acyl groups.